Molecule: messenger RNA, 4483 nt
Organism: Gorilla gorilla gorilla (western lowland gorilla)
Lineage: Eukaryota; Metazoa; Chordata; Mammalia; Primates; Hominidae
Gene: LILRA2
Product: leukocyte immunoglobulin like receptor A2
Exons: 8
Coding region: 90-1541 (483 amino acids)
Biological process (GO): immune response-regulating signaling pathway; interleukin-10-mediated signaling pathway
Cellular component (GO): plasma membrane
Molecular function (GO): inhibitory MHC class I receptor activity
Source: RefSeq, a predicted model, not a curated record
CUCCGAGUGUCCACACCCUGUGUGUCUCUCUGUCCUGCCAGCACUGAGGGCUCAUCGAUCCGCAGAGGAGGGCAGUGGGAGGAGACGCCAUGACCCCCAUCCUCACAGUCCUGAUCUGUCUCGGGCUGAGUCUGGGCCCCAGGACCCACGUGCAGGCAGGGAUCCUCCCCAAGCCCACCCUCUGGGCUGAGCCAGGCUCUGUGAUCAUCCAGGGAAGUCCUGUGACCCUCAGGUGUCAGGGGAGCCUUCAGGCUGAGGAAUACCAUCUAUAUAGGGAAAACAAAUCAGCAUCCUGGGUUAGACGGAUACAAGAGCCUGGGAAGAAGGGCCAGUUCCCCAUCCCAUCCAUCACCUGGGAACAUGCAGGGCGCUAUCGCUGUCAGUACCACAGCCACAAUCACUCAUCAGAGUACAGUGACCCCCUGGAGCUGGUGGUGACAGGAGCCUACAGCAAACCCACCCUCUCCGCUCUGCCCAGCCCUGUGGUGACCUCAGGAGGGAAUGUGACCCUCCAGUGUGGCUCACAGGUGGCAUUUGACAGCUUCAUUCUGUGUAAGGAAGGAGAAGAUGAACACCCACAACGCCUGAACUCCCAGUCCCAUGCCCGUGGGUGGUCCUGGGCCGUCUUCUCCGUGGGCCCCGUGAGCCCGAGUCGCCGGUGGUCAUACAGGUGCUAUGCUUAUGACUCGAGCUCUCCCUAUGUGUGGUCUCUACCCAGUGAUCUCCUGGAGCUCCUGGUCCCAGGUGUUUCUAAGAAGCCAUCACUCUCAGUGCAGCCAGGUCCUAUGGUGGCCCCUGGGGAGAGCCUGACCCUCCAGUGUGGCUGUGAUGUCGGCUACGACAGAUUUGUUCUGUAUAAGGAGGGAGAACGUGACUUCCUCCAGUGCCCUGGUUGGCAGCCCCAGGCUGGGCUCUCCCAGGCCAACUUCACCCUGGGCCCUGUGAGCCCCUCCCACGGGGGCCAGUACAGAUGCUACGGUGCACACAACCUCUCCUCCGAGUGGUCGGCCCCCAGUGACCCCCUGGACAUCCUGAUCACAGGACAGUUCUAUGACAGACCCUCCCUCUCGGUGCAGCCGGGCCCCACAGUAGCCCCAGGAGAGAACGUGACCCUGCUGUGUCAGUCACGGGGGCAGUUCCACACUUUCCUUCUGACCAAGGAGGGGGCAGCCCAUCCCCCACUGCAUCUGAGAUCAGAGCACCAAGCUCAGCAGAACCAGGCUGAAUUCCCCAUGGGUCCUGUGACCUCAGCCCACGCGGGGACCUACAGGUGCUACAGCUCACUCAGCUCCAACCCCUACCUGCUGUCUCUCCCCAGUGAGCCCCUGGAACUCGUGGUCUCAGAAGCAGCUGAGACCCUCAGCCCAUCACAAAACAAGACAGACUCCACGACUACAUCCCUAGGCCAACACCACCAGGAUUACACAGUGGAGAAUCUCAUCCGCAUGGGUGUGGCUGGCUUGGUCCUGGUGGUCCUCGGGAUUCUGCUAUUUGAGGCUCAGCACAGCCAGAGAAGCCUACAAGAUGAAGCCGGGAGGUGAACAGCAGAGAGGACAAUGCAUCCUUCAGCAUGGUGGAGCCCCAGGGACAGAUCUGAUGAUCCCAGGAGGCUCUGGAGGACAAUCUAGGACCUACAUUAUCUGGACUGUCUGCUGGUCAUUUCUAGAGACAGGAAUCAAUAUUUGAGUGCAAAGAAACUGUCUGGGGUGAUUCCUAGAAGAUCAUUAAACUGUGGUACAUUUUUUUGUCUAUGAAUGUUGACUUCCCUUGACUGGAUCCCCUUUUUUUCCCAUCCCCAGACAUGAGGCUCCAUCCCACAUGUCACCGUUGGGUCCACAACUCUGCACACCUGCAUGCUCUGGUCCAUGGCAUGUGACACAGUCUUCCUUAUUCCUCAUUGUCACACUCCUUGAUGUCACUUACUGAGUCCCCAUCUCUUCAGUUCAGAGAUCCAAACCUGAACCACCAACUAAGUCAACGACAGGAGAUCAGAUUCCAACCAGGAAAACAUAAAUCCACCCUGCUGCCCUGACACCCUCUUUGUACCCUAUGAGCCCUUCCCUCUUUCUCAGAUGCUAUCUGUGUAAUUUCUCCUGAAAUAUCACCACUUGGAAUCAUAACACUGGCAUUUCAAGUGACACCACAGCUAUGCUGAUUCUGAAAAAGACAUCUCUAAAAUGCUGUAAUUAGUGGUAUCUACCAAUUUCUGUGACAUAAAUAUUUUUCUCAUGGCCCAAAUCAAGGUGCCAAUGGGUUCUCACUGAAUACAGGGUUGGGAAGCAAGGGACAGAACUGUCUUCACUAAUGAGCACCAGGGACCUGUGGCACAUCCCACUGAGAGCUCACCCAUAUACCUACAGUCCUUUCUAUUUCAGAGGCAAUGAUCACUUCUACUUCAGUGUUAUGGCACAGGUCAAAUGAAAUUCUGACACUGUUAUCCUAGCAUAUCCACAAAAGACAAACCUAUUAAUAUCUGAUGUGGGAGAUAACACGGCUCACUUAAAAAUCAAAGUACAUGCCGGGCGCGGUGGCUCACGCCUGUAAUCCCAGCACUUUGGGAGGCCAAGGCAGGCAGAUCACGAGGUCAGGAGAUCGAGACCAUCCUGGCUAACAUGGUGAAACCCCGUCUCUACUAAAUACACAAAAAAAUAUUGGCCGGGCGUGGUGGUGGGUGCCUGUAGUCCCAGCUACUCAGGAGGCUGAGGCAGGAGAAUGGCGUGAACCUGGGAGGCGGAGCUUGCAAUGGGCCGAGAUUGCUACACUGCCCUCCAGCCUGGGCGACAGAGCAAGACUCCGUCUCAAAAAAAAAAAAAAAAUCCAAGUACAACAUAAGAAAAAUGUUAACAGAACUAUGCAGUUUCGAUGAAAGAAUUUUUUUUGAGAUGGAGUUUCGCUUUGUUGCCCAGGCUGGAGUGCAAUGGCACAAUCUCGGCUAACUGCAACCUCCACUUCCCAGGUUCAAGCAAUUCUCCUGCCUCUGCCUCCUGAGUAACUGGACUACAGGUGUGCACCACCUUUCCCGGCUAUUUUUUGUAUUUUUAGUAGAGACGGGGGUCUCGCCAUGUUAGUGAGGCUGGUCUUGAACUCCUGACCUCAGGUUAUCCACCUGCCUCAGCCUCCCAGAGUGCUGGGAUUACAGGUGUAAGCCACUGUGCCCAGCUGAUGGAAGAAUUCUUAAAUGACUCGUCCUACUUUCUGCGGGUCCAGGCACUCCUUGGCUUGGGGCAGCAUCCCACCAGUUUCUGCCUCCAUCUUCUCAAUUCUUACACCUACCUGGUUCCCUCUGUCUUCACACCCAUUCUUCUGUGUGUGUCUUUUCUCUUCUUCAGAUAAUGAUAUCACUCAGAUCAGAUUAGGACUCAUCCUAAUUCGUUAUGAUCCCUUGAUCAUAACUUAAAUGCAUUUGCAAAGACUCUAUUUCCAACUAUGUUCACAUUUAUAGCUAAUGGGGUUCAGGAUUUCAACGUGUAUAUUAGGGGGAACAAGUCAAUUUAUAACAGUGUCUACAAGAAAAGUAUGAAUAGAAAUACAUUUAACCAAAUACAAAAAUUAGGUGGGUGUGGUGGUGCACACCUGUAAUCCCAGCUACUCAGGAGGCUGAGACAGGAGAAUCACGUCAACCCAGGAAACAGAGGUUGCAGUGAGCUGAGAUCUUGCCAUUGCACUCCAGCCUGGGCAACAGAGUGAGAUUCUGUCUCAAAAAAAAGAGAAAUACAUUUAACCAAAGAGAUGCAAUACGUAUACACUGACAAUUUUAAAAUACUGCUCAAAGAAAUAACAAAAGACCUAAAUGAGGAAAAAGUCAUCCCAGUAUCAUAAAUCAAAAGGCUUAAAAUUAGUUAUCUCCCUCUAGGGAACCUAGACUAAUACACUCACCCCCUCUCCUUGUUCGGAGGCUCUCCUGGCUAUCAGCUUUUCUCCUCUGUGCCUUCCAUGUCCCUGUGGUUCUCUGGUGAUCCCCAUCAUGCUGUCUUAGAAGAUCCACUUAGAAUUUCGGUAUUUACUCACCAUUUUGAUUCCUCUUAAUGAGACAGGCACAUGCCAGCUGUUUCCAUUCAUCCAACCUGAACCUGAGCCCCUGAUCAUUUUUUCUACCACUUUUCAGUCCUGGGAAACUCAGUCCCAAUGUGCUUGUCAUUCAUUUGAGAAUAAUUUUCAUUUUCUCCAGUAGUUUUAAAAUUACUUUGUAUCUAUUCUAGAUAUCGUUUGCUCUAUCAUAGUUAAGACAUUAAUGUUAUUUAUAAAUUUGUGCACAUUAAACUCAUGAUCUUUCAUUUUUGUAAAAAUGUCAACUAUUUUCUUUGCAAGUAUUUACUGACUAACAUACUCCUUAUUUCCUUCGUUCUGAAAGUGUGACACAUAGAGAUAUAUCUGUUUCCUCUUCUCACUCUGUUCCUUGUGUGCAUUAAUUAUCUUUUCUAUUUUUUUAUUUCUAGUUUUUCUCCGAUGAUUAAUGAAAAAUUUAAUAAAUAUUCUACACCAA